CCGCAAAAUUUUUGCGCCGUUCAGUGCCGCCCAAGCCUGCACAGCGAGCUGACGAGCACCGAAAUAAUCAGGGCAAAGCGAGGCAAGCAGCGAACUGCGAUACAACGGCCGUCCACCUGGCGGUGCCUUUGUGGGGGGUCUCCUGCUCGUGCAACAUGGCGGCGAUCACACGGCUAUGCAGGCUGAGCCUGAAACUCGAGAAAAUGUGGGCCGUCGCGCCUCCGCAGGCCCGCUUCUUGUCUUCGGUGGUCAAGCAUAGAGCACCGUGUCAACCGCUGUCGGCGGCGUCACAGCCCGCACUACAGGCCCAGCUGUUAUACCAGGUGCAGGCGUCGACACAGUUCCUCCCGUUGCGGUCGUACAGCGACAAGCCACCUCUGACAUUAGACUCCAUCCGCGACAGAACCAUGCUCGUGCUGAAGUUGUACGACAAGAUCGAUCCCGAGAAGCUCACGCUUGAAUCGCAUUUCAUCUACGACCUGGGCCUAGACAGCCUGGACUGUGUCGAAGUCAUCAUGGCCAUCGAAGACGAGUUUGGUUUUGAGAUUCCGGACACGGAUGCGGAGAAGUUGGUGAAGCCUGCGGACAUAAUCCAGUAUGUGGCCGACAAAGAAGACGUUUACAAAUAGACGCUGCCUGCUACUAUAAAAAGGUUGCCGAAAGAUUUGCACGGGCUUGGUCAUGGGCUCGUCCAUUUGAACAGUUGUCGGAGGAUAGUGCGCACCUUUUCUUUAUUAUUUUUUUUUUCUGUGUACAGUAGACAAAUAAAUCUUGGUUUGUUCUACAUUGUGCCCAGGGCAAAUGUGCUCCUGCCAAUGUUGCACAGCCCACAACCGCAUCUAA
Rhipicephalus sanguineus (brown dog tick) is the source of this 843-nucleotide messenger RNA. RefSeq names its product acyl carrier protein, mitochondrial (gene ND-ACP). Gene Ontology annotation, molecular function: acyl binding; acyl carrier activity. The transcript has 5 exons. Gene Ontology annotation, cellular component: mitochondrion. NCBI's taxonomy places the organism in Eukaryota, Metazoa, Arthropoda, Arachnida, Ixodida, Ixodidae. The record is from RefSeq and is a predicted model, not a curated record. The coding region runs from base 156 to 629 and encodes 157 amino acids. Gene Ontology annotation, biological process: fatty acid biosynthetic process.